Molecule: messenger RNA, 1322 nt
Organism: Nannospalax galili (Upper Galilee mountains blind mole rat)
Lineage: Eukaryota; Metazoa; Chordata; Mammalia; Rodentia; Spalacidae
Gene: Id2
Product: inhibitor of DNA binding 2
Exons: 3
Coding region: 129-533 (134 amino acids)
Biological process (GO): circadian regulation of gene expression; negative regulation of transcription by RNA polymerase II; cell differentiation
Cellular component (GO): nucleus; cytoplasm
Molecular function (GO): transcription regulator activity; protein dimerization activity
Source: RefSeq, a predicted model, not a curated record
UUCAUUCUGAGCCGAGCCUGGUCCCGAGCGCGUCCUACUCAGCUCCGGACGGCGGCGGCGGCGGCAGCGGCGGCGUGAGCUCCAGGGCAGCUCGCUCCCUCCUGGCCUAUCCUUCCACCGCGAUCAGCAUGAAAGCGUUCAGUCCUGUGAGAUCCGUUAGGAAAAACAGCCUGUCGGACCACGGCCUGGGCAUUUCCCGGAGCAAAACCCCGGUGGAUGACCCGAUGAGCCUGCUGUACAACAUGAACGACUGCUACUCCAAGCUGAAGGAGCUGGUGCCCAGCAUCCCCCAGAACAAGAAGGUAACCAAGAUGGAAAUCUUGCAGCACGUCAUCGAUUACAUCUUGGACCUGCAGAUCGCUCUGGACUCGCACCCCACCAUUGUCAGCCUGCACCACCAGAGACCUGGGCAGAACCAGGCGUCCAGGACGCCGCUGACCACCCUGAACACGGACAUCAGCAUCCUGUCCCUGCAGGCUUCUGAAUUCCCUUCUGAGUUAAUGUCGAAUGACAGCAAAGCGCUCUGUGGCUGAAUAAGUGGUGUUGGGACUUUCUUUUUCUUUUUCUUUUUUUUCUUUUGCACAAGUCCACAGGAUCUUUUAAGGCGCUGAACUUAUUGUUUUUUUCCUUCCAACCAUUUCACCAGGAGGAGAACAAGUUGAAUGGACCUUUUAAAAAAGAAAACAAACGGAAUGAAAGCUAAGGAUGGUCAUCUUCCAGGGGGUUCUCUGGCCUGGACUGUGAUAUUCGUUAUUUAUGAAAAAGACUUUUUAAAUGCCCUUUCUGCAGUCGGAAGGUUUUCUUUAUAUACUAUUCCCACCAUGGGGAGCGAAAACGUUAAAAAAUCACAAGGAAUUGCCCAAUCUAAGCAGACUUUGCCUUUUUCAAAGGUGGAGCGUGAAUUACCAGAAGGACUCAGUAUUCAGUUACUUAAAUGAAGUCUUUCGGUCAGAAAUUACCUUUUUGACACAAGCCUACUGAAUGCUGUGUAUAUAUUUAUAUAUAAAUAUAUAUAUUGAGUGAAACCUUGUGAACUCUUUGAUUAGAGUUUUCUUGUAUAGUGGCAGAGAUGUGUAUUUCUGCAUAAAAGUGAAAUGAUGUACUUACUCACACUAAACUUUUUAUAAAAGUUUAGUUGUAAAUUUAACCCUUUUAUACAAAAUAAAUCAAGUGUGUUUAUUGAAUGGUGAUUGCUUGCUUUAUUUCAGAGGACCAGUGCUUUGAUUUUUAUGAUGCUAUGUUAUAACUGAACCCAAAUAAAUACCAGUUCAAAUUUAUGUAGACUGUAUUAAGAUGAUAAUAAAAUGUGUCUGAAGUCAUUA